Lizanozyma spartinae is the source of this 1584-nucleotide messenger RNA. RefSeq lists its product as uncharacterized. Lineage: Eukaryota; Fungi; Ascomycota; Pichiomycetes; Serinales; Debaryomycetaceae. The transcript has a single exon. The record is from RefSeq and is a predicted model, not a curated record. The coding region runs from base 1 to 1584 and encodes 527 amino acids.
AUGAUUAGUCGAGUUUCAUCCACACGUACGUGGGUUGCACGUGUUUCACGGACCAUAAGAUGGAACUCAACCAAACCAUUGGGGUCCUCUACCAUCAGAGAGUAUAUGAAGUUAUAUCAGAACCAUUUCUCUAAAGAUGUCAUAACCAAUAAACAGAUUGACUCCUAUUUAGCGUUGGAGAAGAAUCCCGCUGGGCCCAUAAAGGUCGGGAUCUUAUACGACGACACACAGGCGCUAGAGAACUCCAAGAUAAUUGAGUGUUUGUUGGCUGAUCCGUUAUCAGAUAACAAUUCCAGAAUACUUGAGCAAAUCUGUCAACGAUCCAAACAUGGAGUAAUUAAUACCUUCACAUUUGAUAAUGGUGAAGUUGAACAUAAUACUAGUAACGAAAAUGAUGUUUACCGAGUUCCUUCACCGAUUUUGAGUGCUAAUUAUCGAUCACCAUAUAUGAAGAAUAACAUUGUUGAUAUUGAAUUGCUUGAGAUAAUCAAUACGCUCCAAAUUCCUCAAUGUGACUUCUAUAUUAAUGUUACUAGUGAUUUACCUCGAACGCUAACCGACUACUCCAAGAAAUCUCAGCUUCAAAGCUUAAUUACCAUUGUGGAUAACGAAGAGUUCACUCCCACUUCCAAUCCAGAGACCCCCUUCAGUUUAACCAAUGAGGAUCCUAUAAUCAAAGUCAACACCAAAUUGAGUCUUGAUGGGAUAAACUUAUUUUCUGAGAUGCAAGCGAAAGCAGCACUAGAGUUUCUUAAUGCCAUGCAAUCAAGUAAUAUCUAUGAAUUAUUCAAGGUCAUUGGCCAUUUCCUGAGACCGGAACAUUUACUUUUAUUCUUACGUAAAUCCAUUGAGAAUAACAUUGCUUAUUAUAAUGUGCUGCAACUGGAAAUCGAUCAUAUUUAUUCCGAGAUUAAAUCUGUUGAUAUCACCAGCUUUAGUGGAUCGAUGCAUUCAGAAUUACAGGCUGAAUUUAUUCCAAACACAACCAAAUUCUUUAGAACAAGCUUAUCAUGGUGGAAGUUAUAUUUAAAAAACGACAACGUUGAGUACUGCUUGAAAGAUUACUUUGCCCAAUCAUUUAUGCCCAAAAGUAUUGAAAACUAUAACUUUUUGAGAGGUCAAAUCGUUUCCAAAUUGGAAACUCAAAAAUAUGGUGAUUAUAAUGACUUACAUCCCAGUAUCCAUAAUCCUUUAAUGGUGAUGAAAAAUCAAUUGGUUAACCAGAGAAUCGAAUCUGAAAUCCAACCUGUGGUGUUUAAAACCCUUCUACGGGGACUCACUUAUUACCAGCUCCCUAUCUCCGUCAUUGCCUUUUUGGGGUACCAGUACUUUGGUAUCUCCGGAAAUGCUUCCUUAGCAUUAGGACUCUUGGGCUGGACACUUGGAUUCAACCAAGUAGCGUCAACGUGGGAAAAGUUUAGCUCCAAAUGGCUCCAGAACCUCUAUGAAGAUAUAAGAAUGUGUUUAGGCAAAGAGUGUAUUGAGAAUGGCUUGUACAAAGAACUAGCAACCAAAUACAACCAAGAGAUUGAGUUGUACAAUCUUAAACAAGAGAUAUUAAAGGGGAUACAUGUACAUAAAUAA